AUGAGGACUGAUGUUGACAGUGACUCAGCCCGGGCGCAAAUUCAGAGCUGGUUUGAAGAAUGUAAAGAACACAGUUCCUGCAGCAGUUUACCUCGAGACUCUCCAUUACCAACGAGAGUUAUAGAAGUCAGCCCACCAGGUCAAGACCGCCCGCGUGUUUUUGAGUCGAAUGGCGCGAGGGGAGUCUACGCAACACUUUCCUACGCUCGGGGAAAGAAGGCCUUUCCGAGGCUCACUACGUCCAAUUAUGCCAAAUUUACCAAUGGCUUGGAUAUGGAUGCUUUGGCUCCUACUAUCCGUGAUGCCAUUGCAACUGCUCAUACAUUGUCGAUCCCGUACUUGUGGAUUGACGCAUUCUGCAUUCUUCAGGAUGUUGAGGAAGACAAGCUCAAGGAAAUUUCCAGAAUGAAUGAUAUCUACGGCCGUUCAGCCUUGACCAUUGUUGCUGCAUCCGCAAAGAGCGUCCAUGAUGGCCUUUUCUACCCUCGUGUACACAAUGAGCCCCUUCACACAAUACCUGUCCGCUUCGGACCCGACAGCUUCGGUAGCAUGUCAGUCAAUGAGUUAGACGCAGCAACCUACGAUGAAUUACUCGAGCCUAUAUCAAAGAGAGCCUGGACCGUACAGGAACAGGUGAUGAGCAAUCGCGCUCUCACAUUUACCACAAACACCAUGAUAUGGAGAUGCAAUGAAGGGUCCAAAAACUUUGACAACUCACUCUUUUUUCCACAUUACCUCGGCUGUGGCCAUAAUGAAUUUGAUGAAAAGUACAGUCUGAACCUCUUCUCACUUCCACUUAGUGAGGAUGAAGCCUGCGCAAACAAAGACAAAGCUCUAAGCUGUUGGCUUCGGCUUGUCUCGGCAUACUCCUUUGGAACUACGAGUCUCGAAAAUGAUAAAUCGAAUGCACUAGCGGGUGUUGCAUCUCGACCUUCCUUCUCUCGCGCACCUGGACCUGGAUAUUACGCUGGCAUGUGGCAAUAUGAGCUUGCGAGACAGCUUACAUGGUCGACCUCGCGUUCUCAUCGAACCUUGGCUGAGGAUGAAACUUUUAACUUUUAUAGACCCAAGAACUACCGCGCACCUUCCUGGUCCUGGGCAAGUGUCGAAGGUGGAAAAAUUAAUUUUGAUUUUUAUUAUGAUGAGGAGGAUGAAGAGCCUCGCGAGAUAUUGUGCGACAUCUUGGAAGCCACAUCCCGAGUUGAAUCCGUUUGGAGAAGUCUCAUCGGCUCAACUCAGGCUGCAAGGACCCACUAG
Molecule: messenger RNA, 1257 nt
Organism: Penicillium malachiteum
Lineage: Eukaryota; Fungi; Ascomycota; Eurotiomycetes; Eurotiales; Aspergillaceae
Product: HET domain-containing protein
Exons: 1
Coding region: 1-1257 (418 amino acids)
Source: RefSeq, a predicted model, not a curated record